UCAUGUGGCGUAGUGUCAAAUCAUGUAGUGCCUUAUUAUCUAUCCCAGCUUGUAUAGCCACUACUGCAGGAAAAAAGUACUCCAGCCAUCUAGCCAAUGGCGGACGGCGGGGCGGAGAACGCUCUGCGAUUGAACUAAAGGACCGCAGGCAGCUGUACACGAGCAUCCUCUAUUCUCCACACGCGCCCACAUCACACAGUCAAUGGAUUACACCUUCUCUCUCCAAGUGCAACACCAUCUGACCGUGUACCCAACGCACUUAUACGAGGACUACAGCUUAGAGUUACAGAUGAAGUCAACAGAGGUGGAUCAAGGCCUUUUCACAGACAGUUACUGCAAAGUGUGCAGCGCUCAGCUCAUCUCAGAGUCACAGAGAGUGGCACAUUAUGAGAGCCGGAAACAUGCAAACAAAGUUCGUCUGUAUUAUAUGUUGCAUCCAGUAGAUGGGGGAUGUCCGGCUAAGAAGCUCAGAACAGAUGACGGGAGUGAGGAGGGAGAUGUGGAUAAAAACAAGUGCUGUACACUGUGUAACAUGUCCUUUACUUCAGCGGUGGUAGCACAGUCUCAUUACCAAGGCAAGAUCCAUGCUAAAAGGCUCAAACUUCUGCUGGGGGAACAGCCUGCCAUAACAGCCAAAGAGGUGCCACCUAGUCCAGUGAAGACACCCUCCUCAGAAAUCUCACCUUUGAGCUUAACCCGUCAGCACCGGGAUUCUGAUCGCUACUGUCAGCUGUGCAAUGCUUGGUUCAACAAUCCUGGAAUGGCACAGCAACACUACGAUGGCAAAAAGCACAAGAAGAAUGCAGCACGUGCAGAACUGCUGGAACAAUUAGGGAAGACUUUAGACAUUGGAGAGAUGAAAGGUCUAAAAAGCUGCAACACAUGUGAUGUCUGCAGUGUCACACUGAAUUCAGUGGCACAGUAUCAUGCACACCUGCAGGGCUCCAAGCACCAAAACAACCUAAAAAAUCAGCUGUGUGUCCAGUGAACCAAUAGGAAAAACAAGAUGAUUGGAAUGAUGUCAGACAAGCUGUGAUCAGCUUGCCCAGGAUUUUCUGCCUCCCUUUCUCUCCUUCUUUUACUCUGUUGUCUUACUCUCUACUUGACUGCAAUAGAAGAUUGAAGAUCCUCUUAAAGUCAGCCUUUAGACAUCCCAAACCCUUCCUCUUCCUCCCAGCCUCCUCUACAGCAGCUCUCUUCCUCAGACUCAGAAUCUCUUGAGGAGAUGUGACUUCAUCCAGUGAUGCCCAUCUGAUACUUAUUCUGUUAUCACACCUGAAGUUUAUAAAGCUAAUCUCAGUCAGUUGUUGUGUGCAUGACUGAA
This is a messenger RNA of Carassius carassius (crucian carp), 1324 nucleotides long. Its product is annotated as zinc finger matrin-type protein 4-like. Lineage: Eukaryota; Metazoa; Chordata; Actinopteri; Cypriniformes; Cyprinidae. The record is from RefSeq and is a predicted model, not a curated record. The coding region runs from base 203 to 988 and encodes 261 amino acids. Gene Ontology annotation, molecular function: zinc ion binding; nucleic acid binding. Gene Ontology annotation, cellular component: nucleus. The transcript is spliced from 7 exons.